Molecule: messenger RNA, 2477 nt
Organism: Acipenser ruthenus (sterlet)
Lineage: Eukaryota; Metazoa; Chordata; Actinopteri; Acipenseriformes; Acipenseridae
Product: L-threonine 3-dehydrogenase, mitochondrial-like
Exons: 9
Coding region: 163-1284 (373 amino acids)
Biological process (GO): L-threonine catabolic process
Molecular function (GO): L-threonine 3-dehydrogenase activity
Source: RefSeq, a predicted model, not a curated record
AGUAUAUAUAACCGAUGUUCUGUAGGCUGUGCAAUCGUGUGCUGGCUAAAGGGCAUACUGUCAAAUAAAGUAUAUAAAAAUAGUAAUCAAGGAAAAGGGAAUUGAGCCUAUUCGUUUACUUCUAUUAAUACACACUUCGAUUGAUUAGUUUGGUAACAGAAAAUGCCAGUUAUGAGGGCUCUGACAAAAGCUGCCAAGCAGGCGCUCCUAACCCCGGGAUGUGGAUGUCGGACCGCGGCUUUUGCUGUCCGGGCAAUCAGCUUUUCUCCACGCCAAGUCACCUCGGAUGCGAGUUUCCACUCCGUUUCCUUCUCAGAGACUGAUCAUCCAAAAGUUUUAAUCACAGGUGGUCUUGGACAACUUGGGGUGGGCCUUGCUAAGAUGCUGAGAAAACGUUUUGGCAAUGACAACGUCAUUCUGUCAGACAUCAGGAAGCCACCUAGCCACGUCUUCCACAGUGGACCUUUUAUCUAUUCUGACAUCUUGGACUAUAAGAACCUGCGUGAGAUUGUGGUGAACAACCGCAUCACCUGGCUUGUCCACUAUAGCGCCCUCUUGAGUGCUGUUGGAGAAGCAAAUGUACAGCUGGCCCGGGAAGUCAACAUCACUGGUUUACACAAUAUUCUGGAUAUUGCCUCUGAACACGGACUGCGUCUGUUCGUCCCCAGCACCAUCGGAGCCUUCGGCCCCACCUCCCCACGUGACCCCACUCCUGACCUGUGUGUGCAGCGGCCGCGCACGAUCUACGGUGUCUCCAAGGUACACGCCGAGCUCAUGGGAGAGUACUACCACCACAGGUAUGGCCUGGAUUUCCGUUGCCUGAGGUACCCUGGCAUCAUCUCUGCUGACUCCCAGCCAGGAGGCGGCACAACUGACUAUGCCGUGGCCAUCUUUCAUGAUGCCAGCAAGAAUGGGAAAUUUGAGUGCAACCUGAAGCCAGGCACACGCCUGCCCAUGAUGUACAUUGACGACUGCCUGCGAGCCACGCUGGAGGUGAUGGAGGCCCCGACAGAGCAGCUCAGCAUGCGCACCUACAACAUCAACGCCAUGAGCUUCUCCCCUGAGGAGCUGGCUGCUGAGGUCAAGAAGCAGAUGCCAGACUUCCAGAUCACCUACAACAUCGACCACGUCAGGCAGGCCAUUGCUGACAGCUGGCCGAUGAACUUUGAUGACGACAACGCCCGCAAUGACUGGGGCUGGAAACACGAUUACGAUCUCCCCGAACUGGUAACGACAAUGCUCAACCUGAUCGGCUCCGACUCCCGCCUUGCUCACGCCAACUAAACCACAUGGAGGACCAGAGUCUGUGUACAUAGUGUAAAGACAUAUCUAAAGAUUAUACAUAUAUGUGUGUAUGGAGGCAUUGAUGUGUAAAUAGUCUUUUUUCUCCAUAUUAUAUUAGAGAGGGACAAUCACACUCUCAGUUUCUCAGGGCUUAUCUAGUCUGACGCCAGAUAUAAUAGAAGCAGAUUAUUGUUUUUUUAGUUAACCUGUAAGAACUUAUGCAAAAAAGGCAGGUACUUCCUUAAAUGGUUAACUUGGGGAACAUUAUCAAAGCGUAGUUGUGCAAUUCUUAAUCUUGAAUAGACUGGAGUGUGUUGAGGACAUACAGUACCUUAUCAUGUUGCCUUAUGCAUCAGAACCCUGGAGAGACCAGUGCUGGCUCUGACAAAAUAAACUACAGGAAAGAUUUUGCCUGUGUGCCAAUGGGUUUCAUGUAACCCCUCAGGUAAACGGAAGAGAUAAUUUUGUAAUGAAUGGUGAAUUUAUAUACAAGUCUAUAUAUUGGCAGUUGCAAGACAAUGAAAUGUGGUUUUGAAUUUUCCUUUUACUUGAACAUUUUUUCCUUUUGUGUUGCUAUUUGUCUUUGGUUUGUAUAUUGUGUAGACUGAUUUAUUUUGCAGGGCAUCUACAGUGGGUUUUUACAGUGAUGAUUUGAUUUGAGAAAAUGGGUCAUGUUGUGGUUUUUCAAAGUAAAAUGAUUUCAUCCUGGCUCAAAUUGAGGUACAGGGUGCCCAUGGUCAUACCUUGCUCUGGUGCUUCAGAAUUAUGACUCUAAAGAACUUUCCUUGUUUUCUGGCAGAAUAGAAACCUUCAUAGAGGGUGUGUCCUUUGUUUGUUUGUUUUGUCUAUUGGAGCGCUAUGAGAAGUGGCUGCCAGGCUGAUAGACUAGUGGAGUAUCAAUAGACCAAUAAAACGGAUACAUUCAUUAACCAGAAAAGCAUGUAAUAACUCAGAAUGUGUGGCAGUUAUUAUUUAGAAAAGGCUUCAACUACAGUAGUCCCACUGUUACCAUACCAACUGGCUAAAUGAGUUUCAGGUUAAUUAGUAUUCAGGUUGUUUUUUAUGUUGUUGUCCGCUUGUUAAAAUAACAAAAAAGAAAAUAAAUGUAAAAUGCAUAGGGCACAUAUUGUAUGUAAUUAAAGUGCUGGAUAAUAUCUCAGCUUUGUAAGUAAAGUUACAUUUUUUCCAUUCAA